Molecule: messenger RNA, 375 nt
Organism: Phanerochaete carnosa HHB-10118-sp
Lineage: Eukaryota; Fungi; Basidiomycota; Agaricomycetes; Polyporales; Phanerochaetaceae
Exons: 3
Coding region: 1-375 (124 amino acids)
Source: RefSeq, a predicted model, not a curated record
AUGGCAAAAGGAAGCAACUCCACAGAGCCGAUGAAUACGACCGUCUCUCUGGAGAUUAUGAGUAACCCUGAUUCACACAACAAAGGCAGCAAUACUGACUCGAGAGCUGUCCGUGCUGCUCGCCGUGCACUUGAUGCCGACUUUCAGCGACAGCAAGAGCUUGAUGAAGCAGAAGCUAUCACAGCAAAGCCUCGUGAAGCCAAGACUAGCUUGUACAACAACCCAAAUAAGUCGUGGAAGUCUGAGAGGCCGAAGAAACGAAAGGGCCAAGAUGAGAAUCUUCUGGUAGGUGGAGAAAAAGCUACGGAGGAUGAAGAUGAAGUGGUAGAGGCCCAGCCGGUGAAGCGCAAGAGAGGUCUGAGUCACUUAUGUUGA